Sporothrix schenckii 1099-18 is the source of this 2031-nucleotide messenger RNA. RefSeq lists its product as uncharacterized. Lineage: Eukaryota; Fungi; Ascomycota; Sordariomycetes; Ophiostomatales; Ophiostomataceae. The coding region runs from base 1 to 2031 and encodes 676 amino acids. The record is from RefSeq and is a predicted model, not a curated record. The transcript has a single exon.
AUGCGUUUCAACAAGCCCCUCACCUGGGCCGCCGUGGUCGCCUCUGUCUGCCAGGCUGGCCCCGUAAGCAUUGCCCCGGCUCUGCCCCCGGCCCAUCUCGCCCGCGGCAACGACCUGGUGGCCCGCAGGGUCCUGGACGAGAGCAAGGAGGUGGCCCGCAGCCUCGAGGCGCCCGCAGCGGCCACGUACGACCUCACCCACAACUGGAACCACCAGAUGCUGUUUGACGGCACCUUCCCCAACGAUCUUGGCGGCACCGUCACCAUGGCCAUUGCGUGCAACACCUGCUACACCAAGGGCAGCAUUUCUGCCUCGCUGACCGACCCCACGGUCAUCGACCCGACGCUGCGCCUCGACUUCUCGGGCGUCCAGGCCUACGUGGACCUGUCCGUCGUCGUCAGCGAGGCGGCCGUGUACACCAUCAACCUCUUCACGUCCAACACGCCGCUCGGCAUCUCGGCACCGGGCUACAGCGCCGGCGUCGUCUUUGCCGUGGACCUCGUCUUUAGCAUUUCCGAGAAGAUUGACAUUGACGCCGGCGGCUUCUCCGUCACGGUCGCCGACGGCGCCUACGUUGAGGCCAGCCUGCUGGAGGGCACCGUCACCAAGUCCUUCUUUGACGGCCUCAGCGCGCAGUCCCUGCCCGUGUCCGUCAAGAGCGGCACGGCCACCUUCAAGGCCGACCUGCGCGUGCGCACGCAGGUCGGCGUCGAGGGCAACGCCCCGCUCGUCGGCAUCGGCGCCGGCCUCGAGCUCGGCGUCUACGCCAACAUCAUCGAGUUUGUCACCAUUCUCGAGACCACGCCGGCCUGCGGCCUGCAGGCGCGCGAGUACUGGGACUGCAACGUCGGCGCGUACGCGCGGGCCGACGUGGUUGUCGACUACACCACCUUUGGCGCCGUGCCGACCAUCUCGACGACGCUGCUGUCGGCGCCCACGGCGACCCAGUGCUGGGGCUCCAUUGCGGGCGCUGUGACGAGCGCUGCUGGGGGCGCCGGCGGUGCCAAGUACGGCGGCAGCUCAGCGGCCACCUUUGUGACGACCGGUUACAAGCCCACAGAGACGGGCUCGUACGGUUAUGGUAAGGGUUCCGGCUCGGACUCGGGCUCGUAUUCGGGUGGCCAUGGCUCUUCUGGCUCGGGCAAGGGUUCCGGCUCGUACUCGGGCGGUUCCGGGUCUGGCUCGCACUCGGGCGGCUAUGGCUCUGGCUCUGGCUCUGGCUAUGGAUCCGGCCACGGCUCUGGCUACGGCUCCGGCCACGGCAAGGGUUCCGGCUACGACAACAACAAGUCCAGCGCCCAGCAUUCCGUGUCCAUCCCGUCUCGUCCUCCCUUGUCUGCGAACUCGUCCAUCCCGGUCUCGUCGCCUGCCCUCUCUUCUCCUACGUCGUCUGCUGUCAUUUCGUCCGCGCCGUCGAGCACCGCCAGCCCGCCCCCGACGUCGUCGGCGGCCCUGUCCUCGUCUGCCCUGGCAUCGGGCUCGACCACAGCAGCCAGCAGUGCUGGCGUCGGCGAGGUCACGUCGACCGUCUUCUCGACCACCACGUACACCAUCACCAGCUGUGCUGCGUCUGUUGUCAACUGCCCGGCGUCGUACCAGGCCUCGUACGUCGUCACCAAGACCUACACCUACAAUGGCGGCGCCACCGACACGGCCGUCGUGACCACCACCAACGGCGCCCACCUGGCCAUGAUGCCGACGAGCACCAAUAUCGUUGUGCUGGUGCCGUGCACGUCGCCCAUUGUCGAGACCUUUACGCCGCCGACGGCGGUGCCGACCGCGGCCAAGGGCAACGGUGGCAGCAGCAGCGGCAGCAGCGGCAGCGGCAGCAGUGGCAGUGGCAAGGGCAGCGGCAGCGGCAAGGGCAGCUCGGUCGGCAACAGCACGCUCAGCGGCACCUUCUCGCCGACGGCUUCCAAGACGGGAAGCGCCACGGGCGUUGUUGUCACGGCCGGCGCCGUCUCUGCCAGCAUCUUCAGCAGCAGCCUGGCCGUCGCCGCCGGUGUCGUUGCCGCCGCCCUGCUCCUGUAA